GGCGUGUUUUUAAUGGCGUAUAAAAGCCCAGAAGCACACACUAUCCAGCAAAUAGUCUCGACGAAACCACAACGACUGAGAACCAACCGAACUCAGAAGAAAAUGAAAUUUGCAAUUGUUCUACUGGCGGCCAGCAUUGCCUGCAUCAACGCCCAGGCCCCUGGAGCUGCUGCUGGCAAUCCGCUAGCCGGAAAUCCGUUUGCCGCCGCCAACCCCUAUGCGGCUGCCUUUAAUCCCUUCCUGAACGGAAUAUUCGGCGGUGCCGGCACUGGAGCUGCCGCUGGAGUGGCCGCUCCGGUUGCCCCACCCGCUCCCUUUGGCGGCGCCUCGAUUUCCUCCUUCUUCCAGUCGAUAGUCCUGCAACGCGAGGCCGAACGUCUGCUGGCCCAGCCCGACUUCCCCGUCGAUCUGGCCGAGCGUGUCCAGGAUGUGGUGGCCAGCUCGCAGGAGGCGAUCAGUGGUUGCGCCAACGUCACCCUGCCCUGGCUGCAGAUCCGCUGUGUGAAGCCGCUGCUGACCACCGCCAAGAACCAGCUGAAGGUCAUCGAUGACGAGUGGCAGGCGCGUCUAGCCGCCACCACCGCUGCAGCAGCUCCUGCCUAGGAUGGCAGUCCUGUCUUCCAGCUGCCCUACUUAAUAUCCAAUAUUCUUUAGCUAUAGAUAGCAAUCGACCAACAUAGAUGCAAUAAAAUUUAAAUAAGCUUAA
This is a messenger RNA of Drosophila gunungcola (fruit fly), 706 nucleotides long. RefSeq lists its product as uncharacterized. Bases 13 to 603 code for a protein of 196 amino acids. The record is from RefSeq and is a predicted model, not a curated record. The transcript is spliced from 2 exons. Lineage: Eukaryota; Metazoa; Arthropoda; Insecta; Diptera; Drosophilidae.